AUGUCAAUAAACGAUUUGCCUUCAACCUCUUCAAACAUUCUUCCCUCCCAACAACCAGAAAAUAUUAAUUUACCUCUACUUUUUCGACAUUUUGAUUUACAAUAUUCUCCAAUAGACAACCAUGUUACUCUCUACAAUUCUGGUCUAUACUUUGAGACUGAUAUUUCUCGCCGUUUAAAUAGUUUUGGUGUAUCAAUAGCUAAAGGAAGUCAUCAUCGUUUUCAAAAUAAAAACAAUCUUUUUACUCGAAUUUGGCCAUAUAAUGAACAAAAACAUUCGGAGAAUAAAAUUAUUUCAAAAUUUAUUCAUUUAACUCCACAUAAACAUUCUUCAUUACUUCAUCAUAUUAAUUGUCAGGAAGAUUUGCCAUAUUUUCCAAUUAUUUAUUUUGUUGCUGUUCGACAUUCUGGUUUUUCUAAAAGUCCAAUUAAAGAAAAGAAAGUUUACAAAAAAUUAACGAAAGAAUGUUUUGAUGUUGAUAACAAGAAGAAAAAUAAUAAUUUAUUUUCUUCUUCUACAACUUAUUCAACGCUUCCAAGAGGAAUAUGUUUUGAUCCAUUAAGGCUUGAAAAAGUUAAAGAACUUCCUACAGUCGCACUUUAUUCUCUUUGCAGUUAUCGUGCUAGAAAAUGGAGGGAUUGUGAAAAAACAAAAAGAAUAAGAUUUUCCUUCCUUUCAACAAUUUUCCCCCUCUUGAGAAUCUCCUCAUCAGCUAUUUCUACCUCCAAAUCUUUACCAAUUAUUCCUUCUGAACUUCAACAGCCCCAAAAACCUCUCGAAAAUUUAACACCAAUAAAUAUAUUAUCUCGUAAAAUUGAAUUUCAACAUUGUCCAAUUGAAAAUAAAAUAAUUCCUCCACAAAUAAAUAAAAGUGAAGAUAAAAAACAAGAAGACAAUAAACAACAAAAAUUUGAAGCUUUUAUUGUUUUAAAAUCCCGUACAUCACCAGAAACUAAACUUAAAUCUAAAAAGUAUGAAGAACCUAAUAAAGACAAAAAAGAUAAGAAGAAGAAGAAAAAUAAAGAAAAGAAGCAAACUGCUGGAAUUUCUUCUGCUUCAACUUCGUCUUCUUCCUCUUCAAGUUCGGAUGCUGAAACAGAGGAAAUACACAUUGUUUCUGGUGAAGGACAAAAUUUACAGACAUCGAAACAAAAGGUUACCCCUACUCCUCCACCAUCUGCACAGCAACAGACAACUUUGGAAACUUGCCAUGAAGAGAUUAUUGGCCCAGAACAAGUUACGACAGAAGUUGAUGCUGACGGAAAUAUUAUAAAGCGUGUUGUUCGAACCGAACAGAUUCGCCAUACUGUCCAGUCUCACUCUGUCCAAUCUGUUCCUGUUGAGGAUAAUGGAAAAUUUGAAAAUUCUACAACAACUGCAGUCAAUAAUUCCCUUCCAUUUUCUAAUGGCCAUCAUUUAAUUGGCUCCAAUGAAGAAGCUAAAGGGGAAUUAGUUUCUUCAAAAGUUGUAACUACAGGAAAUAGAACUGUGGAGACUUUAACGUACAAAACAGAAAAAGAUGGAAUUACGGAGACAAGAGUUGAACAUCGAAUAACUAUUCAUAGCAAUGAAGAAAUUGACCACGAUUCGGAAUUGAGUAAAGCUAUAUUAGAAGCGACAAGUAUGAAUCCAGAAUUAAAAGUUGAAAAGGUGGAAGUUUCAAAGAAAUGA
Meloidogyne enterolobii is the source of this 1671-nucleotide messenger RNA. Lineage: Eukaryota; Metazoa; Nematoda; Chromadorea; Rhabditida; Meloidogynidae. The record is from the annotation of a GenBank genome assembly.